AAAGUCUUGCAUUCAUCGUGGGAUUGCACAUUUUUAAGCUGUUCUUCCCAUCCUGUAGAUUACGCGACGUACGAACCUCAUACAAGUCGGUUGGGAACUGUUUUGUGUCCCUUCAUGUCCAGUCUUCAAUUUGCCGCUCAACGCUCGACUCUUCGACUGUCGAAAAUGACUGGCACUGCAGAGAUUGUGAUCCGGUCGAUGGCGGCGUGUUCGGGCACCGUCAUGAUCCUGAGCCCGUCCAUCUUGAUCUAUCGCGUCUCCAAGCAGAAGGACGUGGGGGUGGCGUCUGUGAUCCCACUCGUGACUUUGUUCUCUAACUGCCACGUUUGGGCGGUUUACGGCUACAUGAUCGAGAACUGGUUCCCUAUUUUCUGGAUUUACCUCUUUGGAGACUUCGUGGCGCUGGUUUUCCUCUACGUUUACUGGAAAUACGCUAAACAGCGACGCUAUAUGAACCGAGUACUGUUUAUCAUGGUCUCUAUUUUAGCGAUCAUCACUAUCUACGCUAUUAUCGGGGGCCUGGGCUACACAGGCCAGUCGAGAGACGGUAUGGGUUCUGUUAUGGGUAUCUUCGCUGAUAUCUCCGCGAUGUGCGUGUACGGCGCCCCUAUGGAGAAGCUUCUACAAGUCCUCAAGUACAGAUCUGCAGCUUUCAUUAAUGCGCACAUGGUCAUUGCUGGACUUACGAAUAAUUGUCUAUGGUUCACAUACGGCAUCCUGUCGGACAACUGGUUCAUUAUCUCUCCAAAUAUCGUCUUCAUAUCGCUCAAUACGUUCACACUGGUACUGUGUGUCGUGUUCGAUCCGAAGACGCAUCCUCUUCCUGCUGACUUCCACAUGCAAGGUGACGACGAGAGUGAGGAACCACCAGCGCUGACCUCUUCGAAGAUCAGUGUGAGCUGCAAAGGGGACAACAAGAUGCCUAGUCCCGCCUUUGAGGCCAUGCAUUCGCCGCUGGACUCCAUUCAUGUGUCAUAGUAAGCAUUUCUGAAUAAAAUAAUCCGCAUAUCGACGCUGGUUUUUGGAGCUACGGAAUUGGUAAAUAGCAGGCGAUUUCUUGGUCAGUGAAGCAAUGGGUCGAGACAACUCAAGCAGCCAAGUCGAUGGUCAAGUGAAUGGUGUUGUUGUGAAGUUAUGAUGGUUAGCUUUCUUUCGCAACUAAUGACGUCAAGGUGGUAAAUAAAGUCUUGUAGAAGUAGUAAAUAGGAUGUCGUCCGAAUUAUGAAAGGUGCGCAUUUGUCAUUGCCAAGUUCAUUGAAUUGUAUCCCCAAAAAUACGAUGCGACUCCAAAUCCAACUAGUAUCAAUAGGCCUUCACACAGAUAAUGCAUUCACACAUGACUCGUUCGCU
Messenger RNA from Phytophthora nicotianae INRA-310, 1350 nucleotides. RefSeq lists its product as hypothetical. The coding region runs from base 115 to 978 and encodes 287 amino acids. Gene Ontology annotation, biological process: carbohydrate transport. Gene Ontology annotation, cellular component: membrane. Gene Ontology annotation, molecular function: sugar transmembrane transporter activity. The transcript has a single exon. Lineage: Eukaryota; Oomycota; Peronosporomycetes; Peronosporales; Peronosporaceae. The record is from RefSeq and is a predicted model, not a curated record.